GGGGAGGGGCGGAGGUGGGGUGCUAGCUCUGAAUGGCCAUAAGGUCACGCUCCUCCCCUCCACCUCACUUGCCAAUAGGAGCCGGGUCCGCUGUGCACAUGCGCAGGAUCCUAACGUACCCUCCAUCACGGCUGUUGGUCUCUUUUGUUGGCUACAAGAAGACACCCAGUACAACAAUGCCAUCCCCACUGGGCCCCCCACGCCUGCCCUCUGUGGACCCUGUGGCCACUCUGGAGGAGCCCGAGGCAGCACGCCUGCGUUUCCGGGGAUUCUGCUACCAGGAGGUGGCAGGUCCCCGAGAGGCCCUGGCGCGGCUGCGAGAACUGUGCCGCCAGUGGCUGCGGCCGGAGGCAUGCUCCAAGGAGCAGAUGCUGGAGCUGCUGGUGCUGGAGCAGUUCCUGGGCACGCUGCCCCCUGAGAUCCAGGCCUGGGUGCGGGGCCAGCGGCCAGGCAGCCCUGAGGAGGCUGUAGCCCUGGUCGAGGGCCUACAGAAUAACCCUGGGCAGCUGCUGGGCUGGAUCACAGCCCAUGUCCUGAAGCAAGUGGUGCUCCCAGCGGCACAGAAGAUAGAGGAGUCCUUGGGGAGACCCCAGCCUUCAGGGACAGUGGAACUUCUCAGGGCAACCUCUGGGGAGGAGCCACAGGACACCCAGAUGGAGGGGUCUCCCCAGCUCAGCUGCAGUGUGAAGGAGGAGCCUGAUGCUGAUGGGCAGGAGAUGGCACCUUCCAGCCCCCCACAUCCAUCCCAGUCCCGCGAGGGGUACCCAGGACACCGGGAACCAGCCGCCACCUCCUUCCACCCACCCAGGAUUCAGGAGGAGUGGGGGCUACUGGACCGGUCACAGAAGGAACUGUACUGGGACGCGAUGCUGGAGAAGUAUGGCACGGUGGUCUCCCUGGGGUUACCGGCCCCCUUGCCAGAGGCACGGGUUGAGUCGGAGCCAGGGGUACUGCGCUCGGGGACAGAGGGUCAAAGAAGCCUCCACCCGGGUGAGUGCUUCUCCAUGCGAUCUGAACCGCCUGUUGCCUGGUGGAGUGGGAGCUUGUCUGCCCCCACACACCUGGUGGGAGGGAUGGGAAUAUCAAGGAUGCUGGGCUACCUGGGACUGCCAACUCUCCUUCCCCAGGAGAUGAGAGUGAGAGUCACUGUGAGGGUCCACCCCGCUGCCCAGAGGCCCAGCCACCCCAGGGCCCCAGGCCUGUCACCUGGGAGGGCCCAUCUGGGGCCUCCGUCUCCACCAGGGCUACACCGGGAGCAGGGCUGGAGGCCGGCGCCCCGCGGAGGAAGCCUUACACCUGUGAGCUGUGUGGCCGAGGCUUUGAUUGGAAAUCGGUGUUUGUCAUCCACCACCGGACGCAUGCGGAUGGGCAGGCCACGCGGGCCCCGGUGCUGGCUGUUGGGGGUGCUCAGAAGCUGCCACCAGGUUCCCGGGAGCCGGGCACACCACGCCAUCCCCGGCGUGCACUCCCAGGCCCCCGGAGCUAUGCGUGUGAGGAAUGUGGGCGCAGCUUCAGCUGGAAGUCUCAAUUGGUCAUCCACCGCAAGAGCCACGCAGGCCAGCGGCGCCACUUCUGUGGCGACUGUGGCCGCAGCUUCGACUGGAAGUCCCAGCUGGUCAUCCACAGGAAGAGCCACCGGCCGGAGGCCCCAUGAGUGGCUCCAGAAGGCAGCCUCGUCUUGGGAGCCUUGCAGCCUCCAGGUCCUGGACACAGUUCCUGGCAAUCUGGUUCCAGCCUUCCUUGGGCUGCUUGGUCUCUGUGUGAGACAUGUGGAGGCAACAGAGGACAUUCGUGAAUCAGAGUUCCCAGGAGAGUCCCCUGACCCCAGUUCAGUCUCCCCAAAACAGCCACCUGGGUGUAAGUAAAAGAAGCCACUGCUCCCUCAAUAGCCUAGCGAGGCCUGGGCUGCAAUAAACUGCCUAAGCUGAGUGACUUCCAAGCUCCGAGGUCCCCAGCUGUGACCUGAUGCAGAUGGACAGGUUAAGGACUCUCCUUACCCCUGGGACCUUGUUGGCCCCAGGUGGCUGAUCAAAAACUGCCCUUUCUACCCCUUCUGAAGCUGCUGGGCCUGAUGUCUUGGUGUAGACAGUCCAGAAAGCUCAGGAAAGCAUGCCUUGCUUUGUUUGCAGACAGGUGGAAAACUCAUGGCCCUCUAUAUUUUAGAUUUGUAACAAGUUGCAUUUUUAUAAUGGGAAGUUUCUACAUAAGAAUCCUGAUCUCUGCUUUCUUGCUGGCCAUAAUAUCAGCAAUGGCACUUCUCCUGCCUGGCAGCUGGAGCCACAGAGCAGGCCGUACUCACCAGAAGGGCCAGCAGUCCUGGUAUCCUGCCCCACCUUGUUCCUGAGCCACCCACAUCACUCCCUGGCCUCCUUGUCCUUGUCCUUUGAGCCCUUGAGUCCCAGCUUGAGUGGACACUAAGGGGACCUCCUUUGCAAGUAUGGAUGGACAAGGAGGGUGGUCUCUGAGAAAAGGGUCCACAAACAGAUGUCCCAUAGGCCAUGUGAUUUUAAAGUAGUUGGUGUUCACUUAGAAAAAUUUGAAAUCUAUGAGGGCAAAGAUGAUGAAAAUGACCCCUAAUUCCACUGUCUGAUAGCAGUGCUUAUUCCAGGUGUUUGCAGGAGUGUUUUUGUUAAUGUUUAUUUAUAUUGAGAGAGAGCAAGUGAGCAGGGGAGGAGCAGAGAGAGGGAGAGAGCAGAUCCCAAGCAGGCUCUGCACUGUCCACGCAGAGCCUGAUUUGGGGCUCGAACUCAGGAACUGUGAAAUCAUGACCUGAGCCAAAAUCAAGAGUCUGAUGCUCAAGUGACUGAGUCACCUGGGCACUCCAAGGGUGUUUGAUAAAGCUUCUUGUGGAGAUACUGUGUAUGUCAUGCUUUUCUAACUCCCUCAUUUCCCUGUUAUUAAAAACAUGUUUUUUAAUGCGUGGGUGAAAAUUCCCCGUCUGUCCAGCACUAUCAUUUCUACCAAGCCCAGAUAUUUCAUUUUCUGCCUCAUGGUGUCCAAUACUGUGAUGCAUACUCCUGAGCAUACACUUUGGAUGCAACUCUGGUUAUUUUCUUUUGUUUGUUUGUUGUUGUUGUUUUCUCUUUGUUUUUUUUUUUUUUUUUUUAAGUAUGCCCAAUGUGGAGCUUGAACUAAUGACCCUGAGAUUAAGAGUUGUGCACUCUAGCAACUGAGACAGCUAGGCGCCCCAAUUCUGGUUAUUUCCUUAGAGUAAAUCUCUCAAAGUGGGAUUGUUGAGUUUUAGGAAACAUGGGAUUUUUGUUUCAUUUUGUUUUUCCCUUGAAACAACACUGGUUUCCUUUCUCCAAUUCCAAGUCCUCUCCUCCCCCCACAACACCAAGAAGUUCUCCAACAAAAAAUAUUUUUUAACUCUAAAUCAAUAAGAAAAUGACUAAAAACCUAUUAGAAAUGUGGAUAAAAGCUGUGAAUCAGUAAUUCACAUCAGAAAAAACUUGAUUGGACCAACAACCAGAAAAGACAUACAUACUCAGAAGUAAUCAGAGAAAUACCAGUGCUGAAAAGGCAGGGCCUGGCCUGCUGUGUUUAAUAACCUGCUCCUGGCAUUAUGCUUGGUAUUCGUAGCAUGGCCACUGUGAAUAAUUAAGAUACAAAUCUUAAAUAAUAUGAUGGGUUUCUCAGUCUUCAAAAUAGCAAAUAAGAACCCUGACAAUAACAAAUAUUGGUGAGGAAGCUCAGAACUGGAACCUGUAAAUAUGAUGAGCUAUCACUCUUGUCAUUGGGUUAAGUUGACCUUAAAAUACGGAAAUGAUUCCAGUAGGUGUGGCCUAAUCACAUGAACCCUUUUAAAGCAUGGAGUUUUCUCUGGCUGGUGGCAGAAAAGAGUCCAAAAGAGUUGAAGCAUGAGAAGAAUUUGAUAUGCAUUGCUGGCUUUGAAGAUAGGGGAACAACAUUGUGGCCUCUAGAAGGUAAGAACAACCCCUGGCUAAACAGCCAGCAAAGAAACAGAGACCUCAGUCCUACAACCACAAGGAACUGCAGUCUGCCAACAACCUGAAUGAGUUUGGAAGCAGAUAAUUCCCAGGUCCUCCAGGUAAAAGCCUAGCCCAGGCAACAUCUUGAUUUCAGCUUUGUGAUACUCUGAGCAGAGAACCCAGCCACUAUCUCCCAGACAUCUGACUUAGAGAACUGUGAGCUAAUGAAUGGAUGUUGUUUUAAGCCACCAAGUUUGUGGCAAUUUGUUAAACAGCAUAGAAAACUAAUACAAUAAUGUAUAAUUAAUGGGUUUAGUACUGUUCAUAGCCAAAGGUAGAAAAUGGGCCUGUAUCCAGUGAUGAAUGGAGCAUGGAGUGAAAUGGUGAUAGUGUUUUUCAAUAAAAUUUUUAAGACUAA
This is a messenger RNA of Felis catus (domestic cat), 4350 nucleotides long. RefSeq names its product zinc finger protein 446 (gene ZNF446). Gene Ontology annotation, biological process: regulation of DNA-templated transcription. The transcript is spliced from 6 exons. NCBI's taxonomy places the organism in Eukaryota, Metazoa, Chordata, Mammalia, Carnivora, Felidae. The record is from RefSeq and is a predicted model, not a curated record. The coding region runs from base 33 to 1865 and encodes 610 amino acids.